CGACGACCCGCGCACCGUCACUUCUUCGUGAAAGCGACGGCAGCCUCAGCAGCUCUGCGUGGGUGUGUGCCCCGCUGCUGCUCGCCGUAUCCGCGCUGGCGUACACCACUCUGGGCUGA
This is a messenger RNA of Trypanosoma cruzi, 119 nucleotides long. RefSeq names its product mucin TcMUCII, putative. The annotation marks the transcript as partial. Lineage: Eukaryota; Euglenozoa; Kinetoplastea; Trypanosomatida; Trypanosomatidae. The transcript has a single exon. The record is from RefSeq and is a predicted model, not a curated record.